Lytechinus variegatus (green sea urchin) is the source of this 1425-nucleotide messenger RNA. Its product is annotated as ADP-ribosyl cyclase/cyclic ADP-ribose hydrolase-like. Gene Ontology annotation, cellular component: plasma membrane. Gene Ontology annotation, molecular function: phosphorus-oxygen lyase activity; NAD+ nucleosidase activity. Bases 204 to 1241 code for a protein of 345 amino acids. The record is from RefSeq and is a predicted model, not a curated record. NCBI's taxonomy places the organism in Eukaryota, Metazoa, Echinodermata, Echinoidea, Temnopleuroida, Toxopneustidae. The transcript has 7 exons. Gene Ontology annotation, biological process: positive regulation of B cell proliferation.
UCGUGUCGACGAUUGAUAACUGUUUGUAGUUUCUGUUUAGCGCUUUUAUGAGAGACAGUGAAGUAUAGUUCUAGAGUUCAUGUGUGGGCUAUACUCGGAAUCUCUUAAAGUCCACAAGGAUUCCCCGCGCUGCACUCUAUUCAGAUAUUAACCGAGUUACAGGCAACAUUACAAUCAAAAGGUGACAUCCUGACUCGGGCACAAUGAACCUCUUCAACGGUUUUAACCCCAGCACCCCAGCCGACAUCGGUAAGGCCUUGUUAUCGGUGAUCGUCGCUGCGUCUGUCAUUGCCACCACUUCUGCCCGUCUGCUGCCUGUGUCCGUUGAACUGGACGACGAUGAGGGUCGUAGUCGCUUUCGACGAGCGGAUGGAGACAACACGACCACCGAAAUGCCUUCAGAUCUAGAUCUGGGUGACGGCACCACUCCCAACCUGAAGGAAAUCUUCCUCGGUCGAUGUUACGAAUGUGAAUUUUGCACCGAAGAACCAAAAGAAGCUUACGAUUGUUUGGCAUUAUGGAACGCCUUCAAUUCGAGUUUUGCAUACAAGGAACCGUGUACCAGCGUGCCAGAAGAUUUUGACGCCUACGUUAACAUGGUUUUUAUGCCCCUUCCCGAGGAUCAGACUCUGUUCUAUUCAGGAAUGUACAGUAUGGCGAUGUCUAUAGGCAGGCAGUCCUCUGAUUACACCAACAUCGAACUGACGAUGCUCGGGAGAGUUGUGGACGGAAACGUCUUCUGCAGUAUGGCCGAAGCACCAGGGAUAAAUUACGGGGCAUGUCCGAAGUUUGGCAGUUGCGCGAACGAAACUCAAGCGGCAUUCUGGGGAAAGUCGUCAAAACAUUUUGCGGGUGGGGCAAGUGGUGACGUCACUGUUAUACUGGAUGGAAGCAGGCCAGAUGGAGCGUAUCGAUCGACAAGUUUCUUUAGGACUGCUGAGGUGGCUAAUCUUGAUCCAGCUAAAGUGACGUCAUUGACGGCUUACAUCGUUCAUAACCUGGAUGGGACUGUGACAGAGAAAUGCGUUACAGGUUCUUUGUUGGAGUUACAAGAGGAUAUAACUUCUAAAGGAAUAUCAUUUAAUUGUAUCGACGACCCAAGCAUUACACGUCAUGUACAAUGCAUCCAGGACCCAGGACAUGAUCUUUGUCGACCAUACUCCGGCUCGGCCCCCACGAAUUUCGCCUCACCUAUAUUUGUAAUUCUAGCAUAUCAACUUGUUUCAUUAUUGACGCGGUAAUUUUUCUUUAUAGGAAAGGGAAAGGGGGUGAUAAAUUUGAGGUUUGUGCAAAAAGGGGAAAAUUUGAAAUUGACUUAAUUGUAUUCAUUUCGUAUCGUGUUGUCUCUAGAUUACCAAUGAGUUUCUUUAAAGGAGAAAUGUAUUGAUUAUGAAUGUGGUCUUAUUAUAUAUCAAUGGAAAGGUA